Molecule: messenger RNA, 1139 nt
Organism: Selaginella moellendorffii
Lineage: Eukaryota; Viridiplantae; Streptophyta; Lycopodiopsida; Selaginellales; Selaginellaceae
Product: mitochondrial uncoupling protein 1
Exons: 9
Coding region: 120-1043 (307 amino acids)
Biological process (GO): mitochondrial transport; mitochondrial transmembrane transport
Cellular component (GO): mitochondrial membrane
Molecular function (GO): oxidative phosphorylation uncoupler activity
Source: RefSeq, a predicted model, not a curated record
UAUAUUUUGCCUUGGGAGUGAGGGCUCCUCUCGUCUUUUUCAGCUGAAUGCGUGCUGCGCCAUAGCCGAUCGGAUCGAUCGGGAGCGAAGGUCCGGCUGUGGCGCCUCCAGCUCCAGGCAUGGCGGCAGAUCAGAAGCUCCAGCACCAGCCGUCGGCAGUGUCGCUCAUCGCCAAGAACUUUGCGUGCAGUGCCUUUAGCGCCUGCUUCGCCGAGGUCACUACCAUUCCUAUCGAUACUGCUAAGGUGAGGCUCCAGCUCCAGGGGAAGGCUGCCGAGGGAGCCGAUGCCUCGCGAUUGAAGUAUAGGGGAUUGUUGGGUACCGUGACGACUAUUGCCAAGGAAGAGGGCGCCGGAGCGCUGUGGAAAGGAAUCGUUCCUGGCUUGCACCGCCAGGUUUUGUUUGGAGGUCUUCGAAUUGGGCUUUAUGAGCCUGUCAAAAUGCUAUAUGUUGGAAAAGAUCACACCGGUGACGUGCCUUUGGUCAAGAAAAUUGCCGCGGGACUCACGACAGGUGCUUUAGCCAUAACUGUUGCGAAUCCUACUGAUCUUGUGAAGGUUCGGCUACAGGCCGAAGGAAAACUGGCACCCGGAGUUCCUCGGCGGUACUCCGGAGCAAUGGAUGCUUACGGGAAAAUAGUGAAACAGGAAGGUUUCGCAAAACUUUGGACUGGCCUGGGUCCAAAUGUGGCCCGUAACGCUAUCAUCAACGCGGCCGAGCUCGCUAGCUAUGAUCAAGUAAAACAGUCACUUUUAAAAGCUGGCCUUCCAGACAACAGUUUAACUCACGUAUUGUCCGGAUUGGGAGCUGGAUUUAUUGCCGUUUGUGUUGGAUCUCCGGUGGAUGUGGUGAAAUCGAGGAUGAUGGGAGAUUCUUCCAAAUACAAGGGCACUAUCGACUGUUUUGUAAAGACUUUACAAAACGAUGGUGUGACUGCGUUUUACAAAGGAUUUGUUCCAAAUUUUGUCCGGCUGGGCUCAUGGAACGUGGUGAUGUUUUUGACUCUAGAACAGACGAAGCGCUUGAUUCUGGGAAAGGAGUGAUUCGCUCUAUUAUUUUCAUGACCACUCGCAUGGAGUUUAUUCUUUUAUUCUUUUCUUUUCUUUUGAUGAAAUAAUGGGGAACAUAUUUCAGGACUA